Molecule: messenger RNA, 2173 nt
Organism: Triticum urartu
Lineage: Eukaryota; Viridiplantae; Streptophyta; Magnoliopsida; Poales; Poaceae
Gene: PHT2;1
Product: phosphate transporter 2;1
Biological process (GO): phosphate ion transmembrane transport
Cellular component (GO): membrane
Molecular function (GO): phosphate transmembrane transporter activity
Source: RefSeq, a predicted model, not a curated record
CCGCCCCCGCCCCCCCCCCUCCCCGCGGUUUUUGCUUCUGCCACUCCAUGUCUCAAUCUUCUCCUUUCUUUUCCAUUGCCCCCGCACAUGCUGGAGCAGGAGGGCAAGCUGCGGCUGCCGCUCUCCUGCUCCGUUGCCCUGCCGCUCAGCUGCCACCUGCCAUUCACUGCUUCCGUCUGGCUAAAGUGUCGCCUGCCAAGACACUGAGCUCGCACCUGGUGCUUCCGCGCGCCACACUCUCCUCCUUUGCAAACGCUGACGAUGGCUCCGGUGCAAACUCAGAUGCCUCGGGGGAGCAGAGCGGAGGAUCCGAACUGUCAGAGAUGGCAAAGGCAUUCCAUAUUUCACCACGGAUGGCCAUGUCAAUCUCUGUGGUGAUUGCAUUUGCAGCUCUCACUGUUCCCCUGGCCAUGCGCUCACUGCUCUUCCAUGGGACGACCAAGAUGAAGGUGCUGGCAUAUCUGACCCUCUUGUCAGGAUUCUACAUGGCAUGGAACAUUGGAGCCAAUGAUGUGGCAAAUGCCAUGGGGACGUCGGUCGGAUCUGGGGCUUUGACUCUCCGGCAGGCAGUGCUGACUGCAGCUGUGCUAGAGUUCUCUGGUGCAUUCCUUAUGGGCACCCAUGUCACCAGCACCAUGCAGAAGGGCAUCCUCGUCACAUCCGUCUUCCAAGGAAAUGAUUCUCUGCUCUUUGCUGGAUUGCUGUCCUCCCUCGCUGCUGCUGGUACAUGGUUGCAGGUUGCUUCCUCUUAUGGCUGGCCUGUGUCAACUACCCAUUGUAUUGUUGGGGCUAUGGUUGGUUUUGGGCUGGUAUAUGGAGGGGUCAAUGCAGUUUUCUGGAGCUCCUUGGCUAGAGUAUCUUCAUCAUGGCUUAUUUCUCCUCUGAUGGGUGCUGCAGUCUCAUUUCUUGUUUACAAGUGCAUACGCAGGUUCGUGUACAGCGCACCAAAUCCAGGUCAAGCUGCAGCUGCUUCUGCACCUAUUGCAGUUUUUACUGGUGUCACUGCAAUCUCGUUUGCCGCUUUCCCUCUCAGCAAGACAUUUUCCAUUGCCGUUCUGCAAGCAUUAGUAUGUGGGGCAAUAGGAGCUGUCUUUGUUAGCAGGGCAAUCAAAAAACAGCUUGGUGAUCUACUGUCUUCGGAAGCAGAAAAGAUAGCAACAGCUGACAAUACAGAUGUUCAGCAAGGUGGAUUUGACGUCGCUGGCCCUAGAGGAGCUCAACUGCAGAUUGUCUACGGCGUAUUUGGCUACAUGCAGGUCCUGUCAGCAUGCUUCAUGUCAUUCGCUCAUGGAGGCAAUGAUGUCUCCAAUGCCAUAGGGCCUCUGGCCGCAGCUUUGUCUCUUCUUCAAGGCGUAGCAAGCAGCGCUGAGAUAGUCAUACCGACUGAAGUCCUUGCUUGGGGUGGUUUUGGAAUUGUCGCAGGGCUUACAAUGUGGGGUUAUAGAGUCAUAGCAACAAUUGGCAAGAAAAUCACCGAAUUAACACCCACAAGGGGGUUCGCAGCAGAGUUUGCGGCCGCUUCUGUGGUCUUGUUUGCAUCUAAGCUUGGGUUGCCAAUAUCUGCUACACAUACACUUGUUGGUGCAGUGAUGGGUGUAGGAUUUGCAAGAGGUCUCAACAGAGUCAGAGCAGAGACUGUUCGUGAAAUUGUGGUCUCCUGGGUGGUCACAAUUCCAGUUGGUGCUUUGCUAUCAGUCAUCUAUACAUUAAUCUUGACCAAGAUUCUGAAAUACUUUAUGUGAGUGCUUUGUGAGAUACAGUUGCUGUUUUGAGAGGUCCAGCCGUUGUCCCUAAAUUUUUUAUGCUGUAAAAGAAUGUGUAACAGUGAAUAGAUGAGCCAGUUCCGGGAGUUUCCAGCAGAGAAAUUGAAAAGAUUUGUCAGAGAAAAUAAUCAUUUUCCUGGCAACAAAACAUGAUUAGGAUAAAGGGUUUACGGUAAAUAAUCAUGUUUGAGACUCCCAGCUUCUUCAUCUUUUAUCUCUAAUGUACCACCUAUCUGACUAUAUCUUUAUAUUUUCUUCCAGAAGGUGGAAUAUUUCAAUUUCUUGUAGAGAUAUGAUUAAUUGAUCAUACAUAAUAGACAAUGGUUCGUCUCACUACCCUUGUAAUUAUGCCACAUUGACGAUAUUGCUGUUUCAGCGCCACUAUAAAUGUGAAUCUUUUUCUUUUCUUU